CAUGAUCCCGGUUCGGUUUAUGGCCCCAGUCUCUUUAACUGAGUCAAAUUUCAGGGUGUCCAUAGAAAAAACAAUUCGGUUCAUAAAAUCAGGAACGGAGAAGAGGAGUUAGGGCAAAUCGCCUGAUGGAAGAAUUUGAGAAGAAGUUAACAAUUAGAGACGACGGCGACGGGGACGGCGACGGCGACGCAGUAAUGGAAGCAGAAGAAGAAGAAGCUAAGAAGGUGUCCACCGUUGAAUUGCUUCGCGAAUUCCUUGGAAUUCAGCAGCGCAGAGCAGAAGCAUACACCAAGCUCAGAACGGGGUUCGCCCACUAUAUGGAGUCUUCAUCAUCUUCCUCUGCCGAGUCCGCCUAUCAAAAGCUUUGCGGCGACGUCACCCAGGAAUUCAACGAUUGCUCUAGGCAAGUCCUUCACAUGGAAUCGCUUUUUCUGGGUCCUGAUUAUGGCAGACUUGAUUUGGCCCAUCUCCUCAGAGCUGUUCAGACGCAUGAGAAGCAGAAAUUGAACCUGACGGCGACACUUCAGUUGUUGAAGAAGGCUGGUAGACCCUCGGAGCGUCUAGUGAGUCAUGAAAAUUGCAGAUUUGAGAAACCAAUGGAGCAUCAGUGUGUGCAUCUCCAUGAGAUAACAGAAGCGGCUGGAACUGAAGAAGCAGAAGCCAACGCCCAGUAUGAUAAUGAUCUCAAGGAAGCCAUUCGAGGGGUGCAGGAUUCUGUCACUGCUAUAAAUGAACAUUUGGAAGAAGUCAGAUAUGAAAUUGCUGCCCUUGAAUCUGACUGAUUGUUUUUAUAUCUCUCAUGAGGCAUUACUGAUUUUGUGACUCCCGGGUUGUUGUCGUGCAUCGGGAAAAGAAAAUCUGAGUAGCCUCUUGUGUUCCAAGAGUAGGCUGUCUUUAGUCUUUGCACUGAUGCCGAUGAACCAUGUGGUUUCAUGUUUGCAAAAAACAAGUCUCUUUAAAGGUAGUGCUUAAGGAGAUUUCUCCUGGGAAACAUCACAGGAAAUCUAUCUAGUUAUUCCUUUCACAAAUUUUUUGCUCGGUUUCCUGCUUAGCAAACUCUUUUCCUCUUUGGAAAUGGUGACUAUUCAAGGAGUGCUAUACUUGGUGUUUGGAAACAUAGAUUUAAAAAUCAAGGGUAUAAUAUGAAAAUUGUUCAGUUUCAAAGCAUUUUGUUUAAUAUAUAUGUCCAUUGCUCA
Messenger RNA from Rosa chinensis, 1196 nucleotides. RefSeq lists its product as uncharacterized. The record is from RefSeq and is a predicted model, not a curated record. Bases 126 to 782 code for a protein of 218 amino acids. The transcript is spliced from 3 exons. NCBI's taxonomy places the organism in Eukaryota, Viridiplantae, Streptophyta, Magnoliopsida, Rosales, Rosaceae.